CUGUACACGCCGCAGCAUCAGGUGCGUCCGCUUAAGAAUGACGUUAUUUUGCGACUGUCGCUGAAACCCCUCGUGCUUUUUCUUCUCUUCUGGCAUUUUGCACGUCCCUGUCGUAUGUUGGCGCAACACUAGACACUGGCAGCGCCGCCUAUGCCGUCCACUCGCUCUCGUCAUCGCUUAUCUUCCUGUCGCAAUCCCCAGGUACUCUGGCUGCCAUCAUAACCAUGAACCCCGAGCUCGAAGCUUUUGCACGAGCCAUAUCGCGUGUCCUGGGCUGGGCCUACUUUCUUGCUUGGUCCUUGUCCUUCUACCCUCAGCCCAUCUCCAACUACGUCCGCAAAUCCACCCUUGGCCUUGCAAUCGACUUCCCUACCUUGAACGUCCUCGGCUUCACCUGCUACACCAUCUCCACCGCCUCAUUCCUCUACUCUCCCACUAUCAAAGCGCAAUAUGCCCAACGACACCCCGAAGCUCCGGUUACAACGGUGCGAUUCAAUGAUUUUCUGUUUGCCGCCCACGGCGCAGUCAUGUGUUUCAUAAUAUACAGCCAGUUCUUCGAGCCCAUAUGGGGAUUCGAAGUAGGCAAAAGGCAGAGAGUGAGCCGCGUUGUGUUUACCGUGUGGUGGGCAUGUGUCGCUGCCAUAUUUGCAGUUGUACUGCUGGUCCGCUUCAAAGGGCAGAACGGAGGCUACAACGCUGAUGGAUGGGCAUGGAUCGAUGUGAUCUACACUCUUGGCUACGUCAAACUCCUUACCGUUUUUCUCAAAUAUAUACCACAAGCAUGGGUCAACUACAAACGCAAGUCCACCGUUGGCUGGAGUAUCUAUCCCAUGCUGCUGGACUUUGCUGGCGGCUGGCUCUCACUCGCACAGCUAUGCAUAGACUCUGCGCUAGAAAACGAUUGGAGCGGUGUCACUGGCAACCCAGUCAAGUUCGGCCUUGGUAACAUUACCAUCGUCUUCGAUGUCAUCUUCAUGGUGCAGCACUACGUUCUAUAUCGACAUGCCUCUGAGAAAAGAGUCGAUGACGAAGAGGAGUCUCAGGCGCUAGUCGGGGCCAUGCGAGAUUAGGAGCUUCACCUGCAUAACUCCUAGUGCUGCCCUUUCCCCUAGGAGCAUGCUUAUCAUGCACAGCCGAACCAAAGUCCGGAUACCACGUGGAUGAACCCCAUCCCAAAACUUUAGAUUAGACCCUGACAAGACGCGCUAUCCUUUGUUGUGGACGAUACUUUUUUGACGCUAUUGAAUCUAUUCCAAUUUAGACGAGCACAUCUUGUUGCCAUGUAUUGGUC
Bipolaris maydis ATCC 48331 is the source of this 1291-nucleotide messenger RNA. Its product is annotated as PQ loop repeat-domain-containing protein. The record is from RefSeq and is a predicted model, not a curated record. Lineage: Eukaryota; Fungi; Ascomycota; Dothideomycetes; Pleosporales; Pleosporaceae. Gene Ontology annotation, biological process: L-cystine transport. Gene Ontology annotation, cellular component: vacuolar membrane; fungal-type vacuole. Gene Ontology annotation, molecular function: L-cystine transmembrane transporter activity.